Anarrhichthys ocellatus (wolf-eel) is the source of this 1339-nucleotide messenger RNA. RefSeq names its product nonhomologous end-joining factor 1 (gene nhej1). The coding region runs from base 201 to 1118 and encodes 305 amino acids. Gene Ontology annotation, cellular component: nucleus; DNA ligase IV complex. The record is from RefSeq and is a predicted model, not a curated record. The transcript has 9 exons. Gene Ontology annotation, biological process: double-strand break repair via nonhomologous end joining. NCBI's taxonomy places the organism in Eukaryota, Metazoa, Chordata, Actinopteri, Perciformes, Anarhichadidae. Gene Ontology annotation, molecular function: DNA end binding.
GUAGAAUCCGGAACUGUCAACAGGAAGCGGCGGAGACGCAGCAGCGCUCGUUUCAAACGUCAGAAGAGAGCAGCCGCUGCGGUGUCCCUCCUGCAAGGCGGUGAUUAUGCGGCCGGGACGGCGUCUGUAACCCGGCUUUAACAGGUCUCAGUCCGGGCUGUGGGACGCAUUCCUGGGAGCGUGUCUGUUUUGGGGCCACGAUGGAGGUCCGAGGAGCCCCCGCUGAGGUCCUCCUGCAGCGUCCCUGGCUCCCUGUGAGCAUCAGCGGCUGCCAGCUCCUCGCCAAGAGCUGGUUCGGGGAAACGUCGUACCACAUCCUGCUGACGGACGUCGACUGUGUGUGGGAGGAGAGGAUGGACUCCGCAGCCAUCCAGAAGAGAGCUCAGGAGCUGAACCGACGUCUGCGAGCCGAGGUCAAAGCUUUCUUCUCCCACCUGUGUGAAGUGGUUCAGCCGUGUCUGACAGGAAGUGACGGGCGACCCGACGGCGAGGCCCAGAUCUCCCUGAGGCGCCAGGAGGACGGGAACAUCAGCAUUAAGCUGAAGAGCGAGCUGGCGGAGCUGCCCUUUUACUGGGAGUUUCACUGCACCCCCGCCCCCGUCACGGUGGUGUGCGGUCAGCUGGUGCGCCCCCUGCUGGAGAUGAGCCGCCUGCUGCAGCGGCAGGUGGAGCAGCUGGGAGGUCUGCUGGGGAGGAAGGACGCAGAGAUCCAGGACUACAGAGAGAACGGAGCGGUGCUGAGCAGAGAGCGGCUGCAGACGGACGUCUUUGAGGAGAAAACGUACAGAGAGGACUUCAUGGCAAAGGCUCUUCCUCUGCUGCGUUCUGAGCGGACGGACGCUCUGGGCUUCGACGCCGACCUCCAGCGUCUGUACGCAGCCGUCGUCGCCCAGAACGCCCGGAAACGCAAACUGUCUGAGGAGAAACAAGCAGCCGUCGCCUCGUCUGGAGCUGGAUCCGUCAUCAGUGAAGUAGGGGAGGACGCGCUGGAGGACGCAGCUGGAGCCAAGAUGGCCGACAGACCUGCAGAACAACAGGCUCUGCCGGUCCGGUCCAACCCUGCAGAGCGAGCGUCCUCCAAACCAAAGAAGAAGAAGGGGGUGGGACUGUUCCGAUGAGCGUAGCAGGGACGCACACAGACCACCGUUCAGAGCCGCAUCAGCAGAAACUGCUUUUUAUCCUUUUGCUGCUUUUAAGCCAAUUCUUAUUUUUAAACGUUUUUAUAACACUUGUUUUUAAUUACGGUGAAGAUUUUUUUUCUUACAAGAGGCUUUUAGAUUAAUAUUAUUCAAUAUUUUACAGUGUGGGAGUGAACUGUUCAUUAAAGAUGUAAACAUCG